AUGCAAAACCGGGUUGAACGACCUCCAGAUUUACCGGCGCAUAAAUUCUCAGCUCUUAAGGCCGAGAAACUUGCUGAUGGGUUCUCUCUCACCAUUCCAAAACAGAUGUAUCAAAAACGUAUUGCUGAAUUCAAAUUCUCUGUUAUUGGAAGGGUGUUACUACGGAAAGGAAGCAAGCCACAGGCGACACAUCAGUUGAAGCUUGAACUCAACAAUUUGUGGGGUAUCCAAUCAGAGUGGAAGCUUCUCACUUUGGGUAAGGGUUUCUUCACCAUGAAAUUCUCUACUCUUGAAGAUAAAAAACUUGCGAAAACCAAAAUUGUUUGGGAUCUGGCUGCGGGUUCCAUCCGCCUCCGCGAUUGGGUGCCAUGUUUCAAUCCCUACAAGGAAGUCUCUUCUAUUUGUCAAGUUUGGGUUCGGAUUUAUUACCUUCCGAAUGAGUUUUGGGAUCCUAAGGUAAUAACAGCAAUCGCUAGAAUUAUUGGUUUUUGUCACACCCCAAUUCUUGAAUGA
Molecule: messenger RNA, 513 nt
Organism: Salvia miltiorrhiza (redroot sage)
Lineage: Eukaryota; Viridiplantae; Streptophyta; Magnoliopsida; Lamiales; Lamiaceae
Exons: 1
Coding region: 1-513 (170 amino acids)
Source: RefSeq, a predicted model, not a curated record